Molecule: messenger RNA, 2174 nt
Organism: Thunnus maccoyii (southern bluefin tuna)
Lineage: Eukaryota; Metazoa; Chordata; Actinopteri; Scombriformes; Scombridae
Product: homeobox protein Hox-A7-like
Exons: 2
Coding region: 169-849 (226 amino acids)
Biological process (GO): anterior/posterior pattern specification; regulation of transcription by RNA polymerase II
Cellular component (GO): nucleus
Molecular function (GO): DNA-binding transcription factor activity, RNA polymerase II-specific; RNA polymerase II cis-regulatory region sequence-specific DNA binding
Source: RefSeq, a predicted model, not a curated record
CCUGCUGAUUGGAUGAGAGCGGCCAGGCCUGAGUCAUGUGGGUGAGUUCUUUAGUCCAGAGUGAAAAUGGGGUUUGGUGUAAAUCUAAGGUGUAUUGCUGUCAUAUAUCACGCUACCUCGUAAAAACGACACUGAGGAUUCUGGGCCAACAAAUCAGGGAGAAAAAAUAUGAGUUCUUAUUAUGUGGAUGGUCUUCUUAGCAAAUAUACGGCGAGUAGUUCUCUGUUCCCAAACAUAGACCGGGCUUCUUGCGGUAUUGGACCCAGUGAAGAGGAGUAUGGCUCGGCUCGGACUGCUGCGGCCAUCGCGUUUGCCCCGUCCCGAUCUGGAGUUUACAACGUCAACAAUGCAGUGUACCAGAGCCACCCUAUGUUUACCUCGGGCUGUGGCCGGGGGCAGGACGCACACACACUGCAUUGCAGCCCGUUUGACCAGAGCCGCCUGUUCACCGACAGCUGCUGCCAUCCGGGGCCGGGACCCCUCACCUCGCCGCCGGACAAACAAUACCGGAUGUACCCCUGGAUGAGAGGAUCAGAUCCAAACCGAAAGCGGGGGCGGCAGACCUACUCCCGGCACCAGACCCUGGAGCUGGAGAAGGAGUUCCACUUCAACCGGUACCUGACCCGCAGGCGUAGGAUCGAGAUAGCCCAUGCCCUCUGCCUCUCAGAGAGACAGAUCAAAAUCUGGUUUCAGAACCGCAGAAUGAAGUGGAAGAAAGACCACAAGGACGAACUGGUGCCCACCACAGGGGAAAAGGAUCAUGAUAUCCAAGCAGUGUCCGAGGCCGAGGAGCCCGAUGCUGGAGACACACGAGGAGCCGGUUUGGAGUCAGAAAAGGCUGCAAAGUAACGAAAGAAACGGACAGACAAUUAAAUCGUCAAUGAAAAAACAAACAAAUAAACAAGCAAAUAAAAAAGAAAAUCGAAACCACACUGUUAUUAAUGGAUAAAGGAAAUCUCAAAUGCUCACACGCCACUGAUGCUUCUACGAGCUUUGUAGGCUGAUUAAUUGAAUGACAGCUGAGGGAAAUUAUGUAAUAAGCAUUUAACAGAAAACCCGAAAUACAUAAGAAGGCUCCGCAUGAAAGAGCGAUAUUAUCUACCUAAUCAAACUAUAUUUUUAUAUAUACUAAUUUAACCUGACUGUACUACUGAAUCAACAUUCCUUAACGAAAAUCUACCUAAUAUUCAAACACUGACACAACGAAUAUCCCUCCUAUCCGAGGAUUUCACCCCCACAGACGGUUGUAUUUCUAAAAGGGAACAAAUACAACAUUCUGCGUGAAUGUGCCUUAUUUUGAAUAUAGGCUAAUUAAAAAGUGAAUGUUUUCUCAGUCAAAUGCCUCCAAACUGUGAGAUUUCAGUAAGUUCAAGUACCUGUGUAUCAUUUUUAUUCUCACUGUUUAUUAAUUAGAAGAUCAAUUAUUCCUGUUAUCGACUUAUUUAUCUUGUCUACAUCUUAGGCUUGAAGGAAAUAUUUGUUUAGUUUUGGAUGAACUUCCUACCUCAGAUUCCCAGAAAACCAACUUGCUUAUGAUAUUGUAAACAGGAAUACCCUAAUGUAAAUGUUUUGAAGUCUUAGCUGUGUUCUGUAAAUGUUGGUAUUAUUGCAUAUUUAACGCCUAUAGAUUUUCAAACAAAUAGGCUCAAUGCAUGCACAUUUAUUUAGACAGCAUUACAUUUCACUAUCAGAUUAUUACUUUUUUUUUUUUGAAGUGUAAAAUGAGAAGGCUAUAGUAAUUCAAAAUGUGCAACUACUGUGAUAUUUUUAGGUUCAAUGUCCAAGUUUUCAAUGUAAAUAAGAUAAUAUGUGAAAAAAUAGAUAUCUAAACCUUUUAGAUCUGUGUUAAAUCUGUAAACGAAAGUAUAAUAAUGGAAUAAAAUAGUUUCUACUUGUCUAUUUGUUUAUUUGCUUUCAGCCUUUGCGCACUUAACAAUGUGUUACCGCAACAACCAGGUGAUAAUCAUGGUAAUUAGAGGCGCUUACAGUCACCAGUAAGUGCCGCUUACAGUGGCCAAUAUUAGGUUGCAUGUAAUGAAACAUGUUGCAGUCCAUUAUGAGGGUUAGGUAAACACUGGAGUUGGGGAAUGUGAGCUAUGAGGAUGCGAGAUGGGGCAGGCUGCAGAUGAAGGGAAAUUACUGCUGAACUCUGCAUUCCCUCUUCCCUCGGUAAG